This is a messenger RNA of Sordaria macrospora k-hell, 360 nucleotides long. The record is from the annotation of a RefSeq genome assembly. NCBI's taxonomy places the organism in Eukaryota, Fungi, Ascomycota, Sordariomycetes, Sordariales, Sordariaceae.
AUGCGGGCUUUUCUUCCCCUCGCUUUUUCCCACCUUUUGGUCACUGUCUGGGCCGGAGGUUACCAGUCUGGCCUCGAACGUAUUUGGCUAUUCAAGGCCUACGAGAUUGACGGAUUCAAUGCCGAAGCAGACCGCACAAUUGGCAUGCGAUGCAACAAGUUCAAACCCAACCUCAAAACUCCAGCAUGCACGGAGGAAUGGAUUCCAUGUGUUGGUAGUAGACCCAACAAUCGAUGCGACUUCGACGAAUUCAUGGACUUCCUGCAGCAAGAUACUUCAACCGCCCCUCAAGACCCCAACAACCCUGCAGCACCCAAACCCCAAACAAAAUGGGGUGUGUUCCAAGGCGACAAACUGGAC